CUUCCUUCAUGUCACAGGACAAGAGUUAGCUGCAGAUACGCGCAGGACUUUUCAAACCUCAUUCUUUACCCGCCAUUCCGACUCCUCCGAAUUGUUCAUUCACGCUCUUUCACAAACCAUGCCAGAGAUCCUUAAUGUCUCUAUGUCCCAAAGGGCAAACCAUCUCACGACCCACUUCUACAACGCGCAGGACAGCUACCUCGACUAUGUGAACGGCGCCGCAAAGUCCAAAGUUGAUCCCAAUGUGUUUUUCAACCCCACACCGUCCUGGGACAACCGCUCGAUCACGUUCAAUCCGCGAGCCAUGCUCUUUGACCUAUCGGGCGGGUUUGGCUCGCUUGGCCAAUACGAGUACUACCUGGCGAUGGAGGCGGCGCAGCAUCACGACGACGCCAGCCCUCAGGAUCGCCUUUCCCAAACGGUUGAAAUUGUGAGACAAGAACGGAUUCCCAAGAGCGAAUACCUGCAGGCAUUAGAUACUUUUCAGCCAACUCCGGAACUUACCACGGAAAACACCACGUAUUGGUCCGAUUACGCCCGCAUCAUCUACGAACCAAAGUCCUUCAACUGCGUGGAUAACUGGGAGUACCAUCCGAAAGAAUACCCUGGUGGGCGACUUAGGGCUGGUGCUUCUAAGACGUUUCUGGACUACCUCGUGGGGGUGGAUGAAUGGAAGGGGCGCGAAAGGGUGGUGCACUUCAUGGACGACACCUUCCGGGUGUUUUUAGAGAAAAGCGACCAACUCGACGGGCUCAACUUGAUGUCUGAGGUGGAUACGGCGUGGGGCGGAAUGGCUGGAGAGUUUAUCACCGACAUGAGAGACGAAUUUAUUCCAAAAACCAGCGUUUUCACCUGGGGCUUGCACUCCCCACAACCCACGGGCUUGACUCCGCAGGGGACUCUUUCACGUGUUAGAGCUUCCCUCGCCCUCAUAAACUCCUCAUCCUUAUACAUCCCACUAUCCGACCCAACCAGUCUUCCGGAAGGUCUCAGUGUCACACCUACGUCACUCUGGAACACAACCGCACUUCAGAUGCUUCCAGUAGACGCUGUGGGGGUGUUACUGGCGCAACGCGCAAAUCGCGUGUCGAUGACGGAGCUCGAACUCGGGGUCACCAUGGGGUCGAAGAGAAACAUUGUAGCUGAAACCAAGGGAAAGGUAGCUGGAGAAAUGAACUACACGUUGGACUUUACUGGGGUAUCUUUCAAGCCCAGCAAGUCGAAAAACCACGUAUUUUCCAAGACGGUGGUGGUCCGAAACGCCACUUCACUCACCAGUGAGGAGUUUGAUGCGGAAUAUGAGACCCAGUUGCAAGACUUUGGUCACUAUACAGAGCUUCUUGAAAAGGGCACCGAGCUCAGGGGCCUUGUGCACCACAAAUCGCUCAUUCCGUUCGCCACCCCUGACUCCUUCCCCAAGGGGAUCUUAGGCGAGCAGACUCCCGUCACCUGUGCCUCCAUGGCGGUCGCCACUAGCACCCGUGCCUCCCUCCUCGAGAUGAAGACGUUUGUAUCCCGAUUCUUGCGCGGCGACGACCGCGAGUCGUUGAUCGAUGAGUUGGAGACCUUGGCAUUGGAGUACGAGCACGGCUGGAUGGAUGAUGACCUUAGUGAUGAUGACGAUUAUUAAACGGCUUGUGGCAGAGAUUGGAUUUUUCAUCAUAGGACAAUCGAGUAAUUGCGCUUUGAGUCCGAGAGCCUAAAAACAUCGGUGAGUGGAUUAAAUAUUAUGCUAGAGCAGUUUGGGAGGCAAUGCUAUAUUGGUUUCGAUCUAAGGGGGAUAUGAACUUUUUUUUACGAUUAACAAAAAAUCAAAGUAUUAUCAUAUCGGUACGGC
Molecule: messenger RNA, 1837 nt
Organism: Babjeviella inositovora NRRL Y-12698
Lineage: Eukaryota; Fungi; Ascomycota; Pichiomycetes; Serinales
Exons: 1
Coding region: 119-1630 (503 amino acids)
Biological process (GO): mitochondrion distribution
Cellular component (GO): cytoplasm
Source: RefSeq, a predicted model, not a curated record